AUGGUGACCUCGGCCAUCCAGCUACUACCCGCUCGGCGCUAUACCGUCGCCGAACUGGUCGCGGCCGUCAACCAGACUCUCACAAUUCCCCCGCUCACUUCCACGCAGCUCCUGCAAGUGCUCUAUCGCUGCAUUGAUAUCAAGGGCAGCAUCACCGGCAACUCAUUCUGUAUCUCUGAGUGUUUGGCUUCGUCGAAUAUGACCAUGGACGACCAGUGCAGCAUAACCCCGCCGACGAAUGGGACAGUCACCGUCACUGUCACUACAACCGUCACGAAUCCGGUCUCGCCAUUCUGUUUCACUCAGUGUCAGACGUUCUGCUUCGGCAAUCAUGAUUGUGACUUGAGAUUGGCUCCCAUAGCUGCUCCUGCUACGGUGACUCUACAGUAG
Messenger RNA from Penicillium lagena, 390 nucleotides. RefSeq lists its product as uncharacterized. Lineage: Eukaryota; Fungi; Ascomycota; Eurotiomycetes; Eurotiales; Aspergillaceae. The record is from RefSeq and is a predicted model, not a curated record. The coding region runs from base 1 to 390 and encodes 129 amino acids. The transcript has 2 exons.